Messenger RNA from Gastrolobium bilobum, 1445 nucleotides. RefSeq names its product protein IQ-DOMAIN 22-like. Gene Ontology annotation, molecular function: protein binding. Bases 1 to 1416 code for a protein of 471 amino acids. The transcript has 4 exons. The record is from RefSeq and is a predicted model, not a curated record. Lineage: Eukaryota; Viridiplantae; Streptophyta; Magnoliopsida; Fabales; Fabaceae.
AUGGGUAAAGCAUCAAAAUGGUUUCGCGGACUUCUCGGUCUUAGAAAACCAGACGCGUCGUCUUCCCCCGCAAAGCCACCCAAAGAGAAACGCCGAUGGAGCUUCGUCAAGUCUUACAGAGAAAAGGACAACAACCGUAAUCAUCAUGCCACCGUGGACCACCACGCAACAUCCACCUACGAGGACUUACCGGUUCACUCCUCGGGACACGUGGAAGGCGCCGUUCCUGACAACCACACCAUGGCUAUGGCAGCCGCCACCGCUGCCGUGGCAGAGGCGGCCGUCGCUGCUGCUCAUGCGGCCGCCGCCGUUGCCAGACUCGCUAGCAGUGGCAGGACCACCGCUGGAGGCAUUAUUCGCGAGGAGUGGGCAGCCACUAAAAUUCAAGCCGCGUUUCGAGGCUGUUUGGCAAGGAGAGCGCUGCGAGCGUUAAAAGGAUUGGUGAAGCUUCAGGCAUUGGUGAGAGGUCACAUUGAGAGGAAGCGCACAGCAGAGUGGCUGCAAAGAAUGCAAGCACUUUUACGUGCACAGGCCCGAGUCCGUGCUGGUCGGGCCCAAAUUCUGCAGACCCCGUAUUGGAAUGCAAAAUCAUCCACUGUUCACCUCCAUGGUCCAGCAACACCAGACAAAUUUGAAAGCCCAAUCAGAUCCGAGAGCAUGAAAUAUGAUCAGUCAUCAUCAGUACUCAAGAGAAAUGGCUCCAAAUCCCGUGUCCAGAUCAAUGGUAAUCACGAGAAAUGUGUGAAUAGAUCAGAUAGUCGGGUAGAUGAACAACCAUUAAAUCAACGAAGAUCAUGGAUAAGAACUUGUAGCAUGGAUGAUGAUAGAAGUUUCAGGGUUCUUGAAAUGGAUUCUGGAAAACCACACAUCACAUCAAAACGUAGAAACCUCUUUUACUCCUAUAGCCAAGCUUUGGUUUCGGAUCAUCAGAGUCAGAGUUGGACCACAACAAAGGACUCAACAUCUAAUCAAUCGGGUCAAAGUCUAUCUCCUUGUGAAGUUCGGUCUUGCAGCCCUCUAAAAAUCAACGAGGAUGAGGUGAGCUCAUUCUACGGUGCUGAUAAUAGUCCUCAAAUUCCAUCUGCGUCUUCUAAAGAUGGUGGCUCCAAAAGAAGUCCAUUUACUUCUACAAGGAGCGAUGGCUCAAGAAGCUAUCUAAGUGGUUACUCUGACUAUCCAAGUUACAUGGCUUACACUGAGUCUUCAAAAGCAAAAGUAAGAUCUCUCAGUGCACCAAAACAAAGGCCUCAGUAUGAGAGGUCUAGUUCAUCUAACAGGUACUCGCUUCAUGGAUUUGGUGAGUCAAGAUUGGCUACACAAAGGGUAUCUACAUUGCACGCAAAUUUCACUAGCAAAGCCUAUCCUGGUUCUGGUCGUUUGGACAAACUUGGUUUGCCUGUGGGUUAUAGAUAUUGACGUGUAUGUUUCUUCUGUUAGAAGGGAUU